Messenger RNA from Bombus huntii, 7632 nucleotides. It is a transcript of the gene Cad99C, whose product is annotated as cadherin-99C. Gene Ontology annotation, cellular component: plasma membrane. NCBI's taxonomy places the organism in Eukaryota, Metazoa, Arthropoda, Insecta, Hymenoptera, Apidae. Gene Ontology annotation, biological process: homophilic cell-cell adhesion. The record is from RefSeq and is a predicted model, not a curated record. The transcript is spliced from 22 exons. Gene Ontology annotation, molecular function: calcium ion binding. The coding region runs from base 933 to 5678 and encodes 1581 amino acids.
AUGUAAUAUCAUAAAAUUUUCCAUACAUAGUGUACGUAUAUAGGUAUAUGUACAUGUCCCACAUUAUUUUACUUUACCGUGUUAAAAUAAAAAGAUUUGUUCAGAACAUUCUACAUACACGUAUUUAAGAGUAUAUUAAGUCUUAAUUGAUACGAAUAUAUCGAAUACAACAUAUUAAGAUUUGAGGUUUAAAUAUUUCGGGGAUAUAAUAUGAUAAUAGACUCUAUUUAUAUAUAAAUAUUCGUAUAUAAAUAUAUUGAUGUAUGCAAGUAGAGAGCACGAAUAUGAAAGGAUAAGACGAAGCGAAGUGAAGCAAAGGUAAAGAGAAUGGAGAAUGGUGAGCGAUCGUGGUGGUGAAUAGAGUGGAGGGGCAACGGCUUACCUACCUGCCCGGUUGAGAGCUCAGUCGGUGUCCGCCAGGUUGAAAAUCCGUGACUUCUCCUCGUUUCGUACGUGACUUUUCCCAUUUUUAUUAAAACGGCGCGAGAAAAGUCGAAAAAAAAGAUAUGAAAUACAGCGAAACAUAUAGAGCUGACAACUACUCUUUAUUCAAUGCUGGUUAAAACGUCCGUUGAUGAAAUUGACGAUGAACAUCAGAUUUUCUUAAAUUAGCAGAAAGUCAGGAAGACGUUAGACAAGGCUUUUUCUGUGCAAACUCGAUUACAGUGGAUGUGAGUGCGCGCUUCGAUACAUGCGCGAUCCCACGCGUGUCGCAAACAACGUGUGUGUGUGUUUACAUAUGGUGAUCUGUGUCGACUGUGUAACAACCAACAAGCAAGAAUCGUGAUUUUGGAUUGCAGCAAAUUCGUCGACGACCGAUCAGUGUUACCGGCUAUUUUAUAGACAUGCUUGGGUUCGACAGCAGACAGUAACACUAGGUGACACACCGGCGUAUAUAACACACGCAUGAGCAUACACUAGCGCACACAGUUAUGGCAAGGACAACGACUGCGUGGUUUUGCUGCUUACUCUGCGUGUUUUUAUGCCUUCGUAACGUCACUUCGAAAGCUGGCUUGUGCGAGGUGGAGUCAGGACAAUCGAAUAUUAUUCUUGACAUCGAGGAGAGCAGGGGAGAUGCGACCGAUCAGAAGACCGUGCCGGAGGAACUUCCGGUAUCUGGCGAUCCGUAUAACGAGACCACGCUGGAGUUGAUCUUUCCUGGAAGACAGCCUCGUUUUAAAUUGAAUGGAAAGAAGCUGCAGCUGUUGGAUCCUCUGGAUAGGGACGAUGAAAAUCUCUCGCACGUUGUUUUUCAGUUGAGCUGUACGGUGAAGCAAACGAACAAGAAACGGACCAUACCGGUGAUUGUGCGAGUGUCAGAUAUAAAUGAUAAUGCGCCAAAAUUCAUUAACACGCCAUACGAGACAACGGUGCCAGAGUUAACGCCAGUCGGUUCGACCAUCUUCAAAAACGUGGUGGCCGUGGACGCGGAUGCCGGUGUGAACGGCAUCGUGGAAUACUCGAUCGCUCCUGGUGACGGAACUGGCAUUGGCAACAAUGACGGAGUUGGUCGAAAUAGAAUAACAACGGCUGAUGGAUACGGUUAUUUCAGCAUCAACUUACCUCAUCAAGGCCAAGUUACUGUUAACCGUACCCUGGAUUUUGAAAGAACGCAACGAUACCUCGUCACUAUUUUGGCAUCGGAUCGUGCAAGGAACGUAUCCGAAAGGUUCACAUCUACCACCACUUUGACGGUAAAUAUCAGAGACGACGAUGAUCAAGAUCCUUCCUUCAUCUAUCAAGGCUGUAUGCUGUUGGAUGGCGCCUGCAUUAAUCCAGAAUAUUCGGCGUCCGUAUCGAGUGGAGUGUUAUCCGGGAUACUUAAUAUAUCGCCGGAGAAAAUACAAGCGGUUGAUAUGGACAGUAUAAACGCACCCAUUCAUUACUCGUUUCUCAGUGGCAAUCCAUCGAAUUAUCGAGAAUUUUUCGAAAUAAACCCGAACACUGGCGCCGUGAAGCAAAUCAAGGCGGUCGACACAACGGUUACCAAGAAGUUCGAUAUUAUCAUCAAGGCCGUCGAGGUGUCGGAAGCGAAACGAUCGGCGACAGCGAAAUUGACCAUCACUGUGAAGCCAGUCGACAGUAACCCCCCGAUUAUAACAGCAUCGAACAUAGAGGGUUUCGUCGAUGAGAAUGCCCCGAUUGGAACAAAGGUUAUCGACAAAAUAGGCAAUCCUGUGGUACUCACUGUUUCGGACGCUGAUUUGGGCCCCGAAGAUCCGAAACCAGCUUACACUUUCGAAUUAACCACCAAUUUCUUCGCGAUCGAUCCUUCCGGUAUACUCGUCGUGAACGAAGAGAAUCUGGAUCGUGAUCCUCCGAGUCCUGGUCGUUUCCGGUUUCAAGUGGUGGCCAGGGAAAAGACGGGCGUUGCUGCUUCUGCGCCAUUAUCCUUCGUGGUGAUAUUGAACGACGUUAAUGACAACGCACCUAUGCUUCCUAUGAUAGCUCCCAUCACCGUUCAGGCUGGAGAAACGAAGAAAGUAGUGACAAAGGUCGAGGCAACGGACAACGACGAAGGGGAGAAUGCCGAAAUAACAUACAGCAUCUAUCACGUGUCAAAUAAUGGACUACAUAAAUUUAAAAUCGAUCCGAAGACCGGCCUGAUCGAAUCCGUGAGAAAGCUGAACGCAGGCGAACAAUUCAGCAUUACCGUACAAGCUACUGACAAGGGUGGAAAAUAUUCACAGACGAUCGUCGAGGUAAACGUGAUUCCUGGACCCAAUACCAGGAGUCCCGUCUUCCAGCAACCGGUAUACGAGGUGCAAGUCAGCGAGGGAGCGUCCAUUAAUUCCACGGUCGCCACGAUUACCGCAGUUGACCCAGAGAACGAUCCAGUGUCGUACUCGAUCGUAUCUGGAAACGACCUGCGUCAAUUUGCGAUCGGUGACAAAUCAGGCGUGAUCACUGUUAUAAGGAAGUUAGACAGGGAGGAUCUGACCCGUUAUCAGCUGCUGAUAAAGGCCGAAGAUUCUGGCGGUUUGUUCAACACGGCAACGGUAAACAUCAAAGUAACAGACAUCAACGACAAGAAUCCAGAAUUCGUCGACUUGCCUUACGAGUUUACUGUAAAAGAAGGAGAAGCUAGGAAAUUAAUAGGUCGGGUGCAUGCCGAGGACGCCGAUGAAGGCAUCAACGCAGAAAUCACGUAUUUCGCGCCAGACGACAUACCGUUUACCGUCGAUCCUGAAACUGGAGAUGUGUUGACGAAAAUCGUUUUGGACUAUGAGCAAAAUGACGAAUACAAAUUUGUGGUAACCGCGAGAGACGGUGCUCCUGAUUACCGCUUAGCUACUGCUACGGUUACAGUGAAAGUUAUAGACGUCGAGGACGAAGUUCCUGUUUUCCAUCAAAGCAGCUACGAGGCUCGAGUUAAAGAGAAUAUACCAGAUUACACGGUGCUUCAAGUAACGGCUGAUGAUCCGGACACAAAGAAGCAGAUCACGUACAUGAUUAAACAAGGCAACACCGAACUAUUCGACAUAGACCCGAAGACUGGAGCCAUAAAAACCGUUCGCGGUUUGGACUAUGAGAGGGAGAACCAGCAUAUCCUUAUAAUUGGCACCGUCGAAAAUACCAGCGAUUCGCCUGGUUCUACUACUAGAGUUGUGGUCAAUGUCCAGGACGUUAACGACAUUCCACCAGUGUUCACGUCAGUUCCUCGUCCGAUUACGCUGGAUGACGACGUUCCCAUUGGCACGACGGUCAUCAAUCUCGUAGCAACAGAUUCCGAUGGCACUGCUCCUGGAAAUCAAGUGAGAUACGAAAUUGUCGGCCGUGAAAUAGCGAACAAAUAUUUUGUGAUCGAUCCGGACACUGGCGUGCUUAGGAUACGAGACGACUUGCGUAAGGAAACGAACACUGAAUAUCAGGUUGAUGUUCGCGCGUACGACAUGGGAGAACCGCAACUGGCGUCCGUCACGACAGUGCCAGUUUAUGUUCGUCACGUGGCCACGGUGCCGCCAGAAAUCGGCUUAGGUUUUGCAGAAAAUUCCUACAACGUCGAAGUACCGGAAGAUGCGGGCGACAAUACGUUGAUCAAGAUAAUCACGGUCAUUAAUAGUCACGCACACGAUACUACGCCAUUAAAAUGCGAAAUUUAUAGCGGUAACGAGAAGGAAUUGUUCGAAGCGAAUGUUACGGAGGAACGGAAUUGCGCGCUUAGACUCCGGAAAGGAGUCUUGGAUUACGAAACAACGGAAUCCUAUCAAGUGAAACUCAAGUUGGAAUCUUUAUCAGGUCUAUUGAAUACCGACAGGAAUACAACCAUGGUCAAGAUUCAAGUGCUCGACGUAAACGACAAUAAACCGGAAUUCAUUUUCGCGGACAGUAGAGCAAAACUAUCGAGAGGACGUUACUUUGCUGCGAUUCCCCGAACCGCCCAGUUCGCGUCGACGGUUAUACAAGUGAAAGCACACGAUAAGGAUAACGGCAAGUACGGCAAGCUCGAGUACAAAAUACUUGGUGGACGAGGAUCGGACUACUUCGCCAUGGACAGUUCUUCCGGAAUAAUAAGAACCACCGCGACUUUCGAUAACGUGGAUCUGUCCGAGCUUCCAUUCAAAUUCGACGUUCGAGUUCGAGAUAAUCCUAAUUCGACUGACAACUUUAACUCGAUCGUAGCUCCGGUUAUAGUGAAUCUGAUCGAAGAGGAGAAUCUAAUGAUUCUAGUAGUUCAGGACGCGCCACCAGACGCGUUGCAAAAGGAGGCAUCCAAGAUCGCUGGUAUCAUCGAGGAGAAGAGCGGUCUUCUGAUCGGCAUCGAUAGAGUGGCAGUGAGAAAAAAUUUGACGAAAAAUGGAACUGUCGAGAUGUACCCUCAGGAUUCCGACGUGUGGUUCUACGCCAUCGAUCCAGAUACAGAAGCUAUUUUAGAUAGGAACAGUUCGCGUAUACAAAGAUCGAUUAUCGAAAAAACGGCUAUGUCAAAUAUCACCUUCGACGUGUCGACGCUGGUCCGAGCGAAUGCGAUAGACAUUCACGCGCCAGUAAUGCCAGCCGAGUCGGUACGCACGCAAACCGCCAUCGCUUUCAGCGGCGAGGUAUUUCCGUAUGCCUUGAUAAUCAUCGCGUGUGUCAUCUUGAUCCUAGGCAUAGCUGGCAUCAUCUACAUUUGCGUCUCCUGGUCCAGAUACAAAGCGUACAAGGAACGAAUGCAGCGGAUGUACGUCGUGCCCCGUUACGAUCCUGUGUACGUCGAGCCAAAUUUGAAAGAAUACGAGACACAGGUGCUUCAAAUGAGCGUGCCUGUCGACGACAACGACAGCUAUAACGAUCUGCAGCUUGAUUUCAGCAAUAAGAAUCAUGCGUUCAGCUUGGACAAUGUUAGCUAUAUUACCAAAGAUCACGGAGAAAGUACCGGUCAACAGAGCCCUGUAAGUUCCGAAGCGGCGACCACGGCACGUGCUUCCAGCAUAGUCGGUACCCACGGAGAGACGAACAUUCACUCGUUGCGACGAUCGACCCUUGGUAGAAAAAAUCCUAACAGCAACGCGAACACGUUGAACAACCACGACACCACGCCUGUCUUAAAUCCGCUCUACAAUCACGGUAACGAUCUACUCAGUCCUAGUCCGUCGAACGACAACGUCACGUUCAGAGAAAAGAGGGAUUAUUCUCAUCUAGGGUUCACGUAUUUGGGUGAACAAAGCCCGGUGGAAACGACCACGGAGUUAUAAAAAGGGGCUCGGAUAUGCUCAACUGGAAACUUUUGCUAGAAUUCUUGGUCCAGGUUUUGCGCUGUGCGAUCGUUUUCUUACGAUAUCGACCUAUCGGUUAAAAGAGAGAAAUUACAGCGUCGCGUGUUUUCCAGAUUAAAUUCGCGAGGAUCAAAACAAAGUUCGUUCCGUAGCUUUGCCGGAGGCGACGACCGAACCGAAGCGAACCGAAAGCAAGCGCCAGUGCAUUUCUAAACGAGCUCAAGAAUUUGUUCCACGUGACGAACUUUCAAUCGAAUUGUCGCGAUGAAUAAGGCAGCGCAUGUGCCACGACGCGAAACGACAUCGCGAAUACUCUCUAUCGACGAUGAACGAAAUCCGGCGAGCUUCUCUCCGCGAAAAACGUCGAAAAGCGUUGAAAAACUUUGAACGUUGUCCGUCGCGCGUCGCGAUUCUACAAAAUGCGAAUGAACGUGGCACGGCGCGAUCAAAAUCAUUAGUUUCACGGUUUUCUUUGGAAAAUCCGCCACCGAGCGCGGUUAUCACGACUGUACAACGAAAUUGCCAUCGAUUUUGCGACAAUCGGCCGCGACUUCAAUGUGAUUUAUGCUUCUUGCUCCGAUGCAAUGACCAAAAAUGCUGCGUGCUCGUGCGUAUAAUCGAAAAGCAAAAUCGGAAGAUCGAGGCACCGUUCAAGUCUCUUCCGACUAUCGCCUGAUAUUCUCGGGGUUAGCGACAGCGAAACUCGAUUUUCUUUUCUUCUACUUUAUAUCGAGAUACGAAUACGCAUUUCGUUCGAGUAUUCGUCCGUCGGUAAUUUGUAGCGACGGCGAGAAUAUAAAGAAUAUAUGGUACUUGAGAUGUAUAUACGCACAGACCGUUGCUACGUCGCUGCCGCUGCGAAUAUUUCGCCUUGGUGACGAAGAUCAUUUACAUCGAAUCUAUGCUGUGCAAUAGUUCGUUAUCUCCCGCGAUAAUGUCGACGAAUAGAUUUCAUUUUGCGCGCGAUGCGUCCAUCGUCAAUUCUCGUUUACGUCUAAAUCGAUGAUACAAAUUUUUAUUCGAAACAUGUGCAGAAAACGCAUAGCAGUAAUUGCGAGUCAUCGUACCGUCCAACGUAGUAGUAAGGAUUAAUAAUAAAAUGAUAGAUUUCUAAAGGUUGUAUGUGAGCGACUAAUGGAACGUGUGCACUGUGUAUAUGUGGAUCGGCCCGUGAACUUAAAUAUGUAUAUGCAUGAGAGAGACCCCCGUAAAACCAUUUGUAUAAUAAGAUCUUUUUAUUUAUAAUUGCGCGUUUGCUCAUAUUAUUAUUAUUAUUAUUAUUAUUAUUAUUAUUAUUAUUAUUAUUAUUAUUACUCAUGCAAUGGUACACAUCGUUGUUACGUACUGUUACAGAGUGAAAAUUUUCUUUGGCUAUUCACGCGUUAUUUUCACUCGCAAAACAUUUUUUAUUCCCUUUCCUUCUUUUAACCUUGAACUACGAAGCGGACCGCUCUUUCAAAGUGCGGUUCUUUUUGCAGAUAUUCGAUAAGUAGGGGGGGGGGUGAUUAAGCAAUUAAAUAUAAAAUACGUGAAACGCGUUUAAAUACGAAGAUACUUACGAUUAUCGAUCGGCAAAUAUCGUGCACUCGAUAUAAUAAUUUCCAAUACAGAUUUAUUUCGAGCCUUGUACGUAAGAUCUGCUAAAUCGAUUAUUUGCGUCCAUUACAUUAUGCGGUGAACGAUAUCCAAUAGUGUAAUUUAUUGUAUAAGAGAAAAUUGUGAGACUUGAUCGAUUAAAUCUCUAGUCGUAUGGCGAACACCUUUUGUAACGAAUCUCUCGAUCGUUUCUACUUUGUUUAGGAUACAACGUUGAAAAAUUAUCCGCAUCGCCGAUUCUUUGACUAGAGCGUUAAUAUCUUUUACUCAUAGUUGUUUAAAGUACGAAUGCUGUAAAAAUUGUUAAUACCUAAUAAAUCCAUUAUAUUUACAUAAA